Ipomoea nil (Japanese morning glory) is the source of this 1636-nucleotide messenger RNA. RefSeq lists its product as uncharacterized. The transcript has 7 exons. The coding region runs from base 131 to 1474 and encodes 447 amino acids. NCBI's taxonomy places the organism in Eukaryota, Viridiplantae, Streptophyta, Magnoliopsida, Solanales, Convolvulaceae. The record is from RefSeq and is a predicted model, not a curated record.
CCAUGGAUUACAGGAGUUUAUUGAUGAGGUUACUACCAACACAAGGACGAUUGCAAAGAGUUUACUGAGGAUUUCAAGACUGAUUGAAAAUGCACCUGCAACGGUAUUGGAGCAUGACACCUUCAAGCAGAUGUUUGAGUCUGCUAGACAGAUGCUUGGAUUUAAAGCGCAAGAAGAUGGACAACUGACAUUUACCCAGCAAGAGGAUGCCUAUUGGAGUGACCCAGAGUUCUUGAAAGCGGUUGAUGAAAUCGUCCGUGCAGUAAACAAGAGGACAUUUCUAAAUCAUAUGCCAACUUUCAGCUUGGGAUUGUCACAAGAGGGAACAAGUAGAGACACGCCAACUAUGAAUGCUAAUGCACAAGACUACCAGGACAAUGAUGAAGCUCCAGAAAAUGAAGACGUCCAAUUGGAUGGGCUAGAUGGUCAAACAACAGAGAAAGCUCAAGAAGACACCGAGAACAUAACCAAGGCCGCCAAUCAAGAAUGUGUGCAAGAAGCUGAACAAGUGAACAUAAAUGAUGAGAUCACACCAGUAGGACAAGGCCAGGAGGCCCCUGGUUCAGAUCCACCACACCCACCACAACCAGCAGACAAGGGCAAAGGACCAGCUAGAGUAAACAGCCCAAUUAGACCAAGACCAUCCUCAUACGUACUUGAUCUGGACCAACCAAUAUCUCCAACAGAAGAAGCAAUCAGGAAAUGGGUAUUGGACAACCCUAACCCAGAUCUGACACAAGAACUAUUCAAGUAUGACGGAAGAGUAAUCUACUGGAAAGAUAUGCUGACAAUGAAGCCAGAUACAAAUAUUGCAGUCUCUAUAAUUGAUGCUUGGUCAGUCAUACUCAACAUUCGUGAAUCAGAGAGGGGUUGUACAAAAUUCAUUGCUUCAACAUGGUCAACUCUAUACACAGUUGUGGACCCACAAGGAGAUGAGGAUGUGAGGUUUGGAAGAUUCAAAGCAAAGUACCUUGAGGACAAGACCAUAGCGGCAGACGUUAUGUGGCACAAAAUUCUAUAUUUUCUGUUUCCAAUAGUGGCAUCCAACCACUACUACCUGAUGUCUAUUAGCCCGCUGAUGGAAAGGUACGACAUCAUUGACAACUCAUCAGUGACUGUGAAGAAGGAAAACAAGUAUGGAUAUGUGAUUGCGAAUCUGCAAAAAUUCUUUUCAAAAUUCUUGUUUGAUAUGAAAACCACGUACAAAGCUGAGAAAGUUCAGAAACUGAAAUCUAAAAUAAUGAAAAUGCCUUGGAGAGAUGCCCAGAACAAGAUGGAUUGUGGCAUUUUUCUCAUGCGCCACUUGGAGACUUUUCGAGGACAGACACAAGCAGAAUGGCAAUGUGGAUUGCAUAAGAACAACAAGGACCAAUUGAACAAACUAAGAGUGCGGUACUUGGCUGCCAUGAUCAUGUCAGAUGUAAACGAGCACAAAGAAAGGAACAUCCAACAGGCAGCAGAGUUUGGUAUUUGAAAAAGAAUUUCAGGGGGCAUAUAGACUUUUGGAUGGUUGAUGUCUAUAUUUUUGUGGUUACUUUUAGACUAAUUACUCUUUUGUGAUGGCACCCAGACAAUGUGAACUCACUAUGUACUUUGAUCAACUAUAACACACAAUUUGGAGCCCUACAAUGCACUA